Gloeophyllum trabeum ATCC 11539 is the source of this 2544-nucleotide messenger RNA. RefSeq lists its product as uncharacterized. The transcript is spliced from 24 exons. Gene Ontology annotation, biological process: DNA-templated transcription. Gene Ontology annotation, molecular function: zinc ion binding; DNA binding. Bases 1 to 2544 code for a protein of 847 amino acids. The record is from RefSeq and is a predicted model, not a curated record. NCBI's taxonomy places the organism in Eukaryota, Fungi, Basidiomycota, Agaricomycetes, Gloeophyllales, Gloeophyllaceae.
AUGGCGGGGGAUACACAAGAUUCCACAAACUCUACGGUCAUGUCUGGGUCUACCUCAACGCCUGAAUCAGCCGGUUCGGAAAUAUCAAGCACGAGCUCUAAGAAACGAGGUGUACGAGGAGCAAGAUUCGAUGCGAGAGGUCUUCGGAAGAGCGUCCUUGCAUGGCCUGCUCGGCAACAGGAACUGAGUGCGUGGUUUCAGCGCGGACCGCCAAAGGGCUACAUUCAAGCGCUCGAACAGAGAUGGUACCGCUCGGAAUCAAUCCUAGCCGUCUUGAUGUCCUCUCCCCAUCCUGCCGCUCGAGCCGUAGUUGGCCUGCUGCAGGAAGAUCCGCUCGCCCGCGAGGUCUUACAAGACGUGAAUGUCGGCCCUCUGGGUGCCUCAGGCCGCGCGGCUCUGACCGAACGCGCUACGAUGAACGAGGUGCUCAGCUACCUUGCACAACACGAAGACUCGCUCUCCGCCUACGGCGCCGGGCGUGUGCCCAGCCGGCAUUCGCGCGCGACCCGCGAGGAAGUUUCCAGCCAGACCCCGCCGAUGUCGUUUCAAGACCUGGGUAGGUGGCAAGAUCGUCUUUCUGCCUAUCUCGCGUUUCCUCAAUACCCCGCUCCCCCCAAUGUGCAAAUAAAUACACAGGACUACGGUUAUCCCGGUGACGUGCCCGCGGCUGCGAGUCACAGCGCGCUGCCGAUGCUCAGUAUGAGCCCCUUGUACUCGACGGAACCUGCGCAUGACCGCCUGUUCAGCCCCUCUACCAUCUCAGAGACAGUCGACGCGUUCGGAUACCUGUCGGUUGACGAGAAUCAACAGCUUCGCUACCAUGGAAGGACCAGUGACCUGUCUGUUGUUGGUAGCGAACAGGGUUCAGACGGGCGAAGUGGCAUCUGGCAACUGCCUUCGGCUGGGACUCGUUGUGCAGUGUCCGAGGACGAUGCAAGGGCAGAUGACGUUCGAUUUCAACUGCCUUCCGGCGAAGAACAGGAACACCUUGUGACCGUGUACUUCACUCAUGUGCACCCUAUCUUUCCCUUGAUCAGCAAGCGGCAGUUUAUGCAGGAAUUCAGAAAUAGCCUCCAAGGUGGGACGCCGCCGCCGGAGACGCAAAGUCCAUGGAAGAGUCUCCUGUUUGCCGUCUUCGCACUUGCUGAACGGUACAAUGCGGCAAUGCAGGCCAGUCCUCCGGUCGAAGAUCCCUCGCGAGGCCGCGGCUUUGCCCAAGCAGCCCGGCAAAUCCAACUGGCAAGCCUCAAACACAGUCAUCCGUGGUUCUGCCAAGCUCUCAUACUUAUGAGCGUCGGAGAAUUCGUGAUAGAAGGAUCUUCCGAGCAGGCGUACAUAUUUAGUGGAAAUGCCAUCCGGAUGGCGUACGCCCUUGGCUUGCACCGCGACCCCGCGAAGUGGCGUGUCCAUGGCGAGGAGCUGUUCUCGGAGGAGGAGAAACAGAGCAGGAGGGUCACUUGGUGGGCGUGCUGCAUUGUCGACAGACGCCUGAGCGUGUUUUUGGGCCGGCCUAUCCAGAUACAGGAGAGUGAUCAUGAUGUCGCGUUGCCCACUAUGGUCGAGGACGAGGAGGCGGCGCUGUCCCAGGCAAUGGGCGACCACCCAGCUCCUCCUUCGAGUAUGCCUACCGCGCAAGGUGUUGCGGAGUGUUUCCGCGCCACUGCGUCUCUAUCUGCAAUCAUCGCGGACAUCGUGAGGGAGCUGUACGCCACCAAGAGCAUCACGCCGAACCCGCUUGGCACUAUCCAGGUCCUGGACGCGCGGCUGACGGGUUGGUACACCUCGUUGCCGGCGAGUUUGCUGUAUCACGCGUCGGCACAGCUGGCGACAGCGCCUCCACAUGUUAUUAUGCUGCAUAUCGAGUACUGGUAUGCUGUGAUGAUCCUGCAUCGUGCUAUUCUGCCCAAGGAGUUACGUGGCGAAGUUGCUUUGCACCGACAAGCCCCGACUCAAGAUAUGAUCCGGCACCUCGAGAGAUGUCAGACAGCAGCUGCCAAGAUUAGCUAUAUCGUGGAUGUCCAUCGAGAGGUCACCGGGUUGAGAUUCAAUCCCCCUUUCCUCACUUCGCAUAUUCUGAGCGCAGGCGUGACACAUGUUCUACUGCUCGGUCUACGUCCAAUGGAUGAAGUCGCCUCCCGCGGCCUCGCCCAAUGCCUCAUCGCACUGCAAUCCAUGGAGGCGUGGUGGCCCUCCGCGGAGAUCGCCAACGCGCUCCUGAAGGAGGUUAAACAGCGCUUCCUCGACCACCGCCGGGUCUCCCCCGGAGCUGAUCCGUACAGGCAGGGCUACGUCGCGGACCCGCUGCACAGCCAUACGAUGGCGCAGAUGCUCGGGCUCAAUAUGACGGCGAUGAGCGCGGGCGCGGGGAUGGCGCCGCCGCACCAUGCGUAUGGGUGGGUGCCUGAAGGGAUGUCUGUGGACGUGGGGGGUCCGGUCUCGCCGAUUGCGCGUGCCAGUACUAGUGGGCAGCCGAGCGCGCCUUUUGUGGAGGGCCAUCGCAGUGGGCGUGCAGUCCAGCCUGACAUGGACAUCGGUAAUGCAUGA